Messenger RNA from Paramecium pentaurelia, 1425 nucleotides. The record is from the annotation of a GenBank genome assembly. Lineage: Eukaryota; Ciliophora; Oligohymenophorea; Peniculida; Parameciidae.
AUGCAAACAGCCUCCGAGUUAAUCUUAAGAUAAGAAUACCAAAGAAAAGUAAAUGAAUGUAUAGAAAAUUUGUAAAAUGCAGUGGAGGUAAAAAUAGUUAUUAAUAUAUUUGAAUAGAUGUCAUUUAUUAAUAUCGAUGCUUAACUUGAUGAGCUUCUUAAUAAUCAGUCUAAUAAUAUAAUAGAAUGUUAAUUAUAAUAUGAUUUACCAAAAAUAAAUUUGAAUUGUUUGCAUAACUUGUAAAAUGAGAAUUUACCAAAAUAAAUCUGUUAAUAAAUGAGUUCUUUAAUCUAAAAUAAUACAUUUAAUCAAAUGAAAAAGAAGUAAAAAUAAUAUGAAUAAGAAAUAAAAGAAACUUAAAUUAAAUUUGAAUCUAUAAUCUAAUCAAAAGAUAAUCAGAUUUAAUAAUUUACAAAAUCAUAGUCUAUUAUUCAAUAACCAUCAACACUUAUAUCUACAUAAUUAAAUUUUAAACCAUUCACUUAUUAAUUAAUUAAACAUAAUUCUAUUUAAUAAAAUGAAGAGUGUAGAGCAAUUGCAGUUAAUUAAAAUUGUUCAAUUAUGGUAGCUACAUGUAAUUGUUAAAUUAAAGUAUUUGAGUUUAAUUAAGGAAUCUUUAAAUAAGUUUCAAUUUUAAGUGAACAUAGUAAUAAUGUUUAUACUUUGAAUUUUAUGAAGAAAUCGGAUAAAUUUAUAUCUGGGAGCGGUGAUAAUACAAUUAUAAUAUGGACAAGAAAUCAAAAUAAUUAAUGGAUUUGCUAAUAGAAAUUGAAUGGACAUACGAGUGAUAUCUAUUGUUUGAUAUUAAAUAAUAAUGAAGAUCUUAUUGUAACUGGUAGUAAUGAUAAGACAAUUAAAUUCUGGUAGAAAUAAAAUGAAUGGUUGUGUUCUUAGACAAUCACUGAUCAUACUUAAUAUGUAGGUGGAUUAAGUUUUAAUGAAUAAUAAAAUAAAUUGAUAUCUUGUGGAAUAGAUAGAUUUAUAUUAGUAAUAGAAUAAUCAUAAUUGAAUAAAUAAUGGAUGGUAAUACAAAAGAUUAUAUUGGAAUAAUGUGGACUUCGAUUAAGCUUUAUCGAUGAUAAUACAUUCACAUUCUAACCACUUUAUAAAGAGUAGAUGUAAGUUUUUGAGAUGAAUAGUACGAAUAAAUAAUAUACAAAGAUGAAGGAUAUUCUAGUGAAAGGGGGUAUGGAUUUAUGGUUGUUUCCUAAAUAAUAUAUAAAAUAAAAAUGCAUACUUAUUAAUAAGAAUGCAUCAAAUGUGAAUUUAAUAAGGAAGAAACAAAAUGGUGAUUAUAUAGUUGAGUAAUCUAUUGAGUUUGGAACUAGAGGGAUAUUUGGAUGUUUGACUGAUGAUGGAUAGUAUUUGAUCACUUGGGAUGACAAAUCAAAAGAAUAUUAGAUUAGAAAAUAUGAGGAACAAUGA